CACAAUCCCAUUCGCCAAAAAAAGAAACGGAGUGUUCAUUUCCAUAUUACCUUUUCCAGCAUACUCCGCCCGUCUCAUCCAUCCGCAUGGCGAGGCUGAUGCUGAUGCGAGCGUAUAGUUAGCAUCUUCUCAUUCAUUCCCUCUGGCUCCACACGUCCAUGUGCGGCUCUGAUCAUUCUCCUAAUACGCCUCGUCCUUUCUCUUUCCCCAAGUGUAUUAUAUAGACUCCGCUUUUUUAUAGAAAGCCUAUUUUUUUCAGCACUCUCAUUUUUCUCUAAAAUUCUGGAAGCAGGCUUUUUGUUUAUUUUUUCUAGUGUUUGGAAUUAUGUGAAUAGGCUGCAGCUGGUGUCACCAAAACAUCUCGAAGAUCUUUCGUCGCUCACUUUUUUAUUCGAAUUCGUCUCGUCUUCGUAAGACGCGCUUGUGUCUCGCCGCGAGAUACAGUUUCUUAAAUCAGCCUUGCUUCGAGUCUACAACUUGAUUUGGAUUGUGCGUGUUUUUGUUAGUUGUUUUUAUUGUCUGCACUGUCAAAUCCAGAACGGCACCGCUGUAGAGCUCGCUCGCAUCACCGCUGCUCCAUGGAGACAUGAGCUUCGCGCACCGAGCUCAUUCACUGUGAAUUAAACCGAACUACAGAAUAGCGAGUCAACAGCGAGUGUUGGAGUCCAGCGGAAUCCACACACCGUCUUUGUGCAAAGUUGCUUGUCAAAUUUCUCUCAGCCUAUACAGGAGCUACCCAACACAAUGAACCUCUGUUAACGCACGUCUGUCUGUCAGAGCAGAGGUUUAUUGUUCGUCAUCUCUGCGACUGGACACAGUUACCGCUACACUGCCACCAUGCUUCCUUUGCGCCUUCCAUCGACCCCUUUCUCCUUAACUCCUUGCCUUUCCUCUCUCCUCCUCCUGAUCUUCCUUUUGGGCCUCGCCCAUCUCUCUCAGGCCAGUGGCGACGCAUCCCACAGCAGCCCGGGGAACUGUUCAGGGGAGGACAGCUGCUCUGAAGGUGUUGUCCUGCCAGUAUGGAACCCCCAGAACCCCUCUGUGGGCGACAAGGUGGCACGUGCCAUUGUCUACUUUGUGGCCCUCAUCUACAUGUUCCUUGGCAUGUCUAUCAUCGCUGACCGGUUCAUGUCAUCCAUCGAGGUGAUUACGUCUCAAGAGAAGGAGAUAACGAUUAAGAAACCCAACGGCGAGACCACCACAGCGACCGUACGCAUCUGGAACGAGACCGUGUCCAACUUGACCCUCAUGGCCUUGGGAUCAUCGGCCCCUGAGAUCCUGUUAUCCGUUAUUGAGGUCUGCGGGCACAAGUUUGAAGCUGGUCACCUGGGCCCGAGUACAAUUGUGGGUAGCGCUGCCUUCAACAUGUUCAUUAUCAUUGCCAUCUGUGUUUACGUGGUCCCAGAUGGUGAGGUACGCAAAAUCAAGCACUUGAGGGUCUUCUUUGUGACAGCAGCCUGGAGCAUAUUCGCCUACAUUUGGCUCUACUUGAUUCUCUCUGUCUUCUCUCCUGGUGUUGUGGAAGUUUGGGAGGCCGUGCUUACUUUCCUCUUCUUUCCACUGUGUGUGGUUCAGGCCUGGAUUGCCGACCGUCGCUUGCUCUUUUACAAAUACGUCCACAAACGCUACCGUGCUGACAAGAACCGCGGAAUCAUCAUUGAGACGGAGGGUGACGGCAUGUUCACCAAGAUGGAUAUGGAGAUGGAUGGCCAAGGCGCCAAUUCCCACCAUAAGGAGGCUCUUGAUGGGAUGCUGGCUGGGGUGGAGGAAGGAGGUGGUGGAGGAGGUGGAGGGGAAGAAGAGGAGGCCAGGAGGGAGAUGGCUCGUACGCUGAAGGAACUCAAGCAAAGACACCCAGAGAAGGACAUGGAGCAGCUGAUCGAGAUGGCUAACUAUCAAGUUCUGGUGCAGCAGCAGAAGAGUCGAGCUUUUUAUCGCAUCCAGGCCACUCGAAUGAUGAUCGGAGCAGGGAACAUCCUGAAGAAGCAUGCUGCAGAUCAGGCCAGGAAGGUGGUGAGCUGUCAUGAAGCUAAUGCCCAAGAGGAAGACCCUCACACCAUCUACUUGGAGUUUGAGCCCUCGCAUUAUCAAUGCUUUGAGAACUGCGGCUCCUUAAAACUCUCCGUGACCCGACAUGGUGGAGACAGCGGCUGCACUGUCAAGGUUGACUAUCGCACAGAGGAUGGCACUGCUAACGCCGGAUCAGACUAUGAAUUUGCCGAGGGCACUCUGGUCUUUAAACCGGGCGAGACUGUGAAGGAGCUGACAGUCGGCGUGAUUGACGAUGACAUAUUCGAGGAAGAUGAGCAUUUCUACGUGCAUCUCAGCAACCCUCGUGUUGUGCACCGCGCCGAGGUCUCCGUCCUCGACCCUAAUGCGGUGUCUCCAGGCAACAGCAUUAUAGGGUCCAGCCACGUUCCUCCUAAAGCUGCCCUGGGUAACGCGCACACUGCCACGGUGACCAUUUAUGACGACGACCAUGCGGGGAUCUUCACGUUUGAGAGCAAUUCCACACGAGUGAGCGAAAGCGUGGGCAUCAUGCAGGUGAAGGUCCACAGAACGUCUGGAGCGAGGGGGAAGGUGGCAGUACCGUACCACACUACCGAGGGAACCGCCAAAGCUGGAGAAGACUAUGAAGAAGUGGCUGGCAAACUGGAGUUCCUCAAUGAUGAGACCAUGAAAAUCCUGGAGGUGAAGAUCAUUGACGACGAGGAGUACGAGAAGAACAAAACCUUCACCAUCCACCUGGGGGAGCCGGUGCUGCUGGAGAUCGGGCAGAAACACGGAGACUCCAAUGAUAACAAACCAGCGGUGGGGGCUGAGGAAGAGGAGGUGGCCAAGAUGGGGUGCCCGAGUCUGGGAGAGCACACCAAACUGGAGGUGGUGAUAGAGGAAUCAUACGAGUUUAAAAAUACCGUCGACAAGCUAAUAAAGAAGACUAACCUGGCGCUGGUGGUGGGCAGCAGUAGCUGGAGAGAACAGUUUGUCAGCGCUGUCACUGUCAGUGCAGGUGAUGACGAUGAGGAGGAGAGCGGGGAAGAGCGCCUGCCCUCAUGCUUUGAUUACAUCAUGCACUUCCUGACAGUUUUCUGGAAGGUUCUGUUUGCCUUCGUUCCACCUACGGAGUACUGGAAUGGCUGGGCCUGCUUCAUCGUCUCCAUCACGCUUAUCGGGGUCCUGACUGCUGUUACUGGAGAUUUGGCUUCACACUUUGGUUGUACAGUAGGCCUGAAAGACACUGUCACAGCUGUGGUGUUUGUGGCCUUGGGCACAUCUGUGCCUGAUACCUUUGCCAGCAAGGUGGCAGCCAUCCAGGACCAAUACGCCGAUGCAUCCAUUGGAAAUGUGACAGGUAGUAAUGCAGUUAACGUCUUCCUGGGUAUCGGUGUGGCGUGGACCAUCGCUUCCGUGUACUGGCACAGUCAAGGCAAAAAAUUCCUGGUCCCACCGGGGUCGCUGGCGUUUUCCGUCACCCUCUUCACCAUCCUGGCACUGCUGUGUGUUCUGACACUACUGUACCGCCGCCGGCCCUCUGUGUCCGGGGGCGAGCUGGGGGGCCCGCGAACCGCCAAGCUGCUCACCGCGUUCCUCUUCCUCAUUCUGUGGCUCAUCUACAUCCUGCUGGCCUCGCUGGAGGCUUACUGCCACGUGCCUGGCUUCUGAGAAAGUUCAUAAGAGAGAUGCACUCUUUGCUGUAAAACCUCCCAUCAUUCUUCCUCUCUGCUUUUGUGUAUACAAGAAGUCUAAAAUGAGUGUUUACAUCUGUUCUUACUGAUUAUUAUCGUUGUUGAAAUUAAACUCGCAUCCUUUCGCUAGACACACGUCUAGAUGAGUGUCAGUGGAGGAUGAUAGAGGCUCUGUGGUUUCAUGCACAGCUUCUCUUUAUAGAUGGAUCUCUCUUACAUGGUGUCUGCCACCACCUGGAUAUUCAGACACAGCAACACUCUCCAACAUACUCUCCAGAGAGCCCCUCAGCGUUUUUCUUGCUUCAGUGCUGUUUUUUUCCCAAGGAUGGUCCUUUACGCCUCACUUCGAUAUUCUCUCAGAAUCCCUCUUCUAUCAUUCUCUUUUCCCUCCAAGUUGCUGUCAAUAGACUCAUUCCCUCUGCACAGAUUUGGGCAUGCUUCACACCUCUACCUACCCUCAAGACAUGAACACUCUGUUUCAUCUGUCUUUUCUUGCCUGUUACUGCAGCUCCCCGCAGAUAUUCGUACCACACUGGCGUUGUUCAUUUUUUUACAACUAUAAUUUCAGCUCAAGUGAUCCAUUGAGGGCAUAGCUUGACUCCGCCCCCAAUAUGACCUUAACCAGUAACCCUGGCCAAAUUCUACUCAAACAUUUUCAUCAUCUCUGAACAUGCCCCCAGUGCUACCUACACCAGACCUUCUUCAACUCUUACUUCACCUUCAAUGAUACAACCACUUCCCUGCUGUUAACCUCACCUCAGUGUCAUCACAGACCCCACCCUCUCUCUCUCUCUCUGCGCUAGGAGUGUUCAACUUAAUGGGGUGCUGCGCAGACCGUUCAGUGGCUGACUUGAUGCAGUACAUGCCAGUUAGAAAUUUUGUCUGAUUUGAGAUAGUUGAUGCCACAUGACUGUGAUGUAUGGCAUCAAAAUCACUAACAAUUAUUUUGGUAAUCGAGUAAACGGUUGAUUAUUGUGACGAUUAAUCGAGUAAUCAGAUAAUUAUAAAUGUGUUUUAUUUUUAGGUAAUAAAAAUAGACCUAAGCUAACAAUAACCUUUAAAAAGUCUUAAAACACUUAUAUAAUUGCAAUAAGGCAAUAAUAAUUGGUUCAAAUAAAGUAUCAAAAGCAAGUAAUCAUAUGGUUUUAUUGAAGAAAACUGAGAAAAUACAUAAUAUAUUAUAAACAGUAGAACUAAUGUACAUUAUGUAUUAUAUCAAAUGCCUACAGAGGGCGGCAACGUCUUGACAACUGUUUUUACACUUUACUGUGUGAUCUAAUAAACAACAUUUAAUUCAUAUGUCCACUUAAUCUUUAAUAUUUGGCCAUUUCUUUACAACAGAAAUUCUACAGCCACUGUAAUUUCUGAAUAUGUGGACAUCAAAACCUGUAAACUCAGACAGAGGGGUUGAGCUUUUAUUUUGAAAUGGCGAUGAACAGUUCGCAAAUUGAAAAAGAUAUUGAUGUACUCUUGUGUUUGCAUAGGUUUAUAAAUGAUUUACCUUACAUAUCUGAUGAAAUGGUGAAUGUUGCGUUCCCAGACAACUUUAUAAUACACUUCACACAUGUAAAUGAUAACUGUUUGUGUGAAGCAGCAUUUACUGUGAACGAAGCCAAUCUGACACACACGUACGUAACCUACACGUAUAUAAGUAAAUUAAAGCGCAUAUAUUAAACCUGUAUCGCAUUUAUUUAUUUAACUGAAUUGCAGAGUUCGUGAAUUCACAAUAGCAUUAUGCUUUAUUAUGAUUUUUAAAUGGGUUUAAUAUAUCAUCCAGCCUUGGAAAACAGUCUAAUAAUGGAAUCCAUGGAAUGCGCCACUUCCAGUACUUUGCCGGUUACAUGGCGCUGGCAAAUUCCAAAGUACUCAAAUCGAAUCGAGGAAUCGUGACCACCCUACAUCAACCGCGAGAGCGAUGUGAGAGCAGUUGUUUCAUUUUUAAUAGUAAAAGCUCAAAAAAGUGUCCGACUUCAAGUCUUCUCUUUCAGUUCCGCCACCCGACUGCAACUCUCGCUGAUCAGUCUGCGCAGACUGCACACCCUCUUUACUCCUGACUCUACCCCAUUAUUACCAUACUUUAUUUACAUAUGACUCCAAUUCCAACACAGCAAACCCAUAACACACCCUGUGCCACACCUCCUCAAUCUCUGACCCCUAUAGCACACAUUUUCACCUCUGCUCCCACACCAUCACUGUCUUCAUCAAUUCUGACUCUGCCCACAACUUUACAUAUGCCACACCUCCUUCAUUUGUGGCUCUGCCCCAAUAUUAUCAAUACCACACCUUUAUUUAACCCCGCCCAUAACACCUGUCACACUCCUCUCCAUCUUUGACCCCUACACCACACCCUCUUUAAUUCUGACUCCGUCCACAACUCAACAUACGCCAUACCUUCUUCAUUUGUAGCCCUGGCCCAAUAUUAUCUAUACCAAACCUUCUUUAUAUAUGACCCAGCCCACGACACAUUCUAUGCCGCCACUCCUCCAUCUCAAACCCCGGCCCUAUCUUAUCUAUAGUACAUAUUCUCACCUCUGAUCCCACUACCUACUCCAAACCCUCUACAAUUCUGACUCGGCCUAAAACUCUACAUAUGCCACACCCCCUUCAUCUGUAGCCCUGCCCACACCUUCUUUAUAUAUGACCCCGCCCUCAACAUACCACACCCUCUUCAUAUCUACUAUUUGCUGGUGUUGUAACUCUUUUAAAAAUGCUCUUGUGUUUUUUUUAAUUAUUUAUUUAUUUAUUUAUUUUUACCAUGCUACUGAAAGCUAAUGAAGUCAACAGAAGGAAUGCAAGAAGGAAAGAAAGAUCUUUUUUGGUUAUUUUUGUUGAAAAUGAACAAAACCUAAAAAGAUACACAACUUGCAUGGAACAAAAUUAGCGAUAGAAGUUGAAUGGAGACCAAAAGAAAUAGCUUAAUGGUGACAGUGACAUAAGAAUCGAGGUGUUGGUGUUUAUUCAUGUGAUAUUUAUUGAUAUUUAUUAUUAUGAACUAUGUAUUAUGUGGGGAAAUAUUGUAGGCUGUAUGUGUGAGAGAGCAUGUUUUUGAAUGGGCAAGUGCAACAGAUUUGAGUGUUGUGGAUGCCAAAUCUGUCGAACAGUGUUCAGAGUCUUUGUAUCUGACUAUGAGUGUCUGUAUGAACGUGUGCUAAACUCAAGCACAGUGAAUUUUGUCUGUCACUGCCAUGCUCAGGAGUUUCAGGCUCCCAUCCUAUAAGCUUCUGGAUCCUCUCCCAAUAUCCGUGAUUUUACAAAUGCAGCAGCUUAUAUUCGUUGGUCCUAAAACAUGCAAGGUGGACUGUCCUGUCAUACCGAGCUAUGUUCUACAGCUUCACUGUGUCAAGCUUUUAGCUCUAUUCACUACUGAAGGCAUUGCAUUAUUGAGUCAUGUGGUUGUGUGUGAACACAACAUGGGUGCCUUGAUAUCAACAGUACAAUGUCUCUAGGUCAUACAGUAGGUCUGUCAUUGAGUUUACACAUUUACAAGAUGGUAAAAAUUGUGAGUUUUGUUCACACGCAACAUGGAUAUUUUACCUUCUCGUUUUCGCCACAUUAAUCCAGAGUGUAUCUAAUUAUCGAAGCGCUUACCUCUCCUGAUAGCAUUGGUGCAACCUAAUUUGCAUUUAUGUGUGUACUUAAUGUAUAAUGGAUUGGAUUCAAGCUCAGUUUCAGUUUGCCCUCUUUCAUCAUUGCCCUCCAUCUGCUCCUUAACCAAUAAGACUUGGUUCAUUUCCAGUUAGCCAGGAGUUAGACGUGCUUAGUUAGCUCAACUCUCUAUCCCAUACUCUUCUUUGCUAAGUGAUACAUUGAUUACGGGUUUCAGAUUGCAGAUAUUACAUAAUUGUUUACAAGGGUUUAAUGUGUCCCCAUUUUCCCAGCUAUCAGCCAUCUGCUUGGCCCAACCUGGGACACAUGCUAUAGGAAAUGAAAAGUUAUAGCUGUAGGAAAUUCUGGUGUUGCUCACUAUUAGGAGCCCCAGCAGACCAGUGCUUCAAACUUUUUAAUGCACUAAAUAAAAGUCGUUUUAAAGAGCUUGGUAAGAGGGAACGCAUAGUCCCAUUACCUGAUGAUGCCAAUGACCGAAUGGCCUAUCUGUUACGACAACACCAUUGGCUUAAAACAGCCCUCCUUUCUCGUGAAUGAUAAAACAGGUUCAACAAAAGCCACAGUCAGCCAUUUAAUAUUGCAAGUGCUCUGUUCACUUUCUUACACAACGUGUGACGCGAUAGUGGGCGAAACAGAUGUACAUGCGGUCCACGGCAUAUGCGUAUUUAUACAUUCCAAUGAAACCAGAUUAUAAAAAGCACAGAGUGAUGUAUUUUUAGUGCUUCUUGUUGCUAGGCGACGUCUUAAAAGAGUCAUUGUCUUUCUGUCAUUAUGUUGUCUGGUGUCAGUGCUCUAGGGUGGGUGGAGGGGGGAUCCGUUGGAUCGUAAUUACUUUAUAAGGUCACUCUCGUCUCUCUCCUUAUAUAUGGCUGCACAGGGUUAAUGAACUCAAAAGUUCCACCCUAAUUCAAGGACAAUCCUUAAUUAAGAACCUUAAGUUGCCCCUUGGAGGUUUGCAUCAUAUUAAUAUAAGCUUUCGCUUUUGAGGAGAACAGAGCAGUGACUGAUCUCCCUGAGGUAAACAUAUUCAAACAUAGCAGUCAAAAAAUACCAACUACAGAGGAUUAUGGUGGUGAAACUCCUUGUAAUGCUCCGUAGCCAGUGGAUAACCUUAAAGGAAAAAUACUAUAUAAGACCAUAUCGUGCUAGAAAAUCUGCUAUAUGGAAUUAUGUGGAAUGGGAAGGACCAUCUCUUGUGGAUUAAGCCUAAAGCAUUAUGACUGAUUUAUGAUUGAAUAACAGCAGAUGUGCAUAGAAACACACUUAAAGGGAUAGUUCACCCAAAAAUUUACACUCUGUCAUGAUUUACUCACAAUUGUGUCAUUCCAACCUGUUUGAUUUUUUUCUCAGCGAAACAAAAUUACUACAACACUGAGACAUUUUCAAAAUACAUAUUUUUGGUGUUCCAUUAAAGCAUUGUAACGUCAUAAGGGCAAAUGAAAUUAUGCCGUAAUUUUCAUUGUUGGAUGAACUGCGCCUUUAAAUGUGUUUCCACACUUGUUACUGUAAUUUGAUCUCUUAAAGGGAUAGCUCACAAAAAAAAUUAAUUUACUCACCCUCAAGACAUCCUAGGUGUUUAUGACUUUCUUAUUUUAGACGAAUACAGUCAGAGCUCUGUUAAAAAAAAAAAACUGGCUCUUGCUUUAUAAUGGCAGUGAAUGGCUGUUGAGAUUUUGAAGUCCAAUAAAGUGCAUCCAUCCAUCAUAAAAUGACUCCAAACAGCUCCAGGAGGUUAAUAAAGGCCUUCUGAAGUGAAUCAAUGCAUUUGUUUAAGAAAAAUAUCUAUAUUUAAAAUUUAUGAUCUCUAGCUUCCGUUAACUGUGGUAUGCAUGUUCAUGAGAGAGUGGCGUUCAUGUGGAGUAAUUUUUAUGAUGGAUGGAUGCACUUUAUUGGACUUCAGAAUCUCAACACCCAUUCACUUCCAUUAUAAAGCUUAAAUAUUUGUAAUAUAACUCCGAUUGUAUUCGUCUGAAAGAAGAAAGUCAUUACACCUACAGGCUUGGGGGUGAGUAAACCAUGGGGUAAUUUUAAUUUUUUGGUGAACUAUCCCUUUAAAUCAGGCUUGACUUCCCUAAAACACCCUUGCAUUAACAAAAUGACCUUGAAUAUCUAAUAUUCAUAGUCCGUCAUAGCAUGCUCGUUUCAUUUUUGUGCGUCAGAGUGCUUGUGUCGUGCGAGAGUCCCGGUGUCACAUGUGCUCUCUUGUGAUACUUAGAUCUUAAAGCAUGUCUUUUCUAUGUGUGUGCAUUCGUCUUCUAAUAUUGCAUUUCUCUUUAAUCACAAACAUUGAAAUAUUUACAAAAGAAAUGAAUUGUGUUUGGUUUUGUAUGUAUUGCUAUUUGAUAAAUUACUGUUUUAAAAAACUUUGUUUUUUUAAAGCCAAGUGUUCUUUACUUAGUUAUAUGACACUGUUGUCUUGAGAUAUGUUCUGUACUGAAACAAAUUUAUAUUUUGGGUAAAAAAUCAAGUGCUGCAUAGAGUACUUUAUCAUCAUCUUCACAACAACAGUAAUAACAAAAUAAUUUAUGUUCUCAAUGUUGUAUCUAAAAGUACGUGAGGGAGAAAGGGUGUGAUUUUAUGUGAACUCAUAAAAACUGUAAUGUGAAGGAAAACUGCAGUAUUUUGCCAAAAGAUGGAGAAUGAGUCUCUGUUUGUAAUGCGUAAAACUUUGUUUCUUAUUUAAUUUAUUAAUGAGUACAUUAAAGUUGGAAUUGUAUAUUA
This is a messenger RNA of Labeo rohita (rohu), 10013 nucleotides long. RefSeq names its product solute carrier family 8 member 4a (gene slc8a4a). Gene Ontology annotation, biological process: calcium ion import across plasma membrane; cell communication; sodium ion transmembrane transport. The record is from RefSeq and is a predicted model, not a curated record. Gene Ontology annotation, cellular component: sarcolemma; postsynapse; axon. Gene Ontology annotation, molecular function: calcium:sodium antiporter activity. The transcript has 9 exons. Lineage: Eukaryota; Metazoa; Chordata; Actinopteri; Cypriniformes; Cyprinidae. The coding region runs from base 838 to 3663 and encodes 941 amino acids.